UAUAUUCAUGUCAUGGCACAUCUGCUGCUCUUCAUCUUGAGCCUAUCUAUCGUCAUUUAUUCGACUUUUGCGGUUACUCUGGAUGGAUCGCUCUGUCUAGCCAAAGAACAGCCUGAGCUAACGCUAAAUGAGAUCGCGGUACGUUGCCCAUUUGCUAUUUUACUUACACGGAUCUCCUGGAUUCGACAUCCCUUUAUGUCAAGUUGGGAUCUAGUGGACGUUGAUCGAGCAUGCGCAAAGCAGGGACAGCAGGCCCUUUUCGGCAAUCUCGUGGCAUACCAUAUCACGUCUGUGACCGUUCAAAAGCCGCCAAAGAAACAAAGUUCCCCGCGCCAGCGCGAGGAGAAAGUUCGCUUGCGCAGCCGGCUGGAGCGCCAGAGAGGUAGAUGGAACUCGCAUCACCCACGAUAUCGCCUUCUUGACGCCAUCUAUGGCUUCUCACGCUAUCAAGAGCAAAACGGAGUCGAACUCCGGCGAUGGAAAACCUUAUACAAGCAUGUUUCUAUACCACAGAAGGCAAUGCUUGAGCAUGUAGUUUAUUACUCAAAGAAGCUCGAAGCCACCGAACAGCUAAUCCGGAAGAACCAGAAUCUGUGCGACAUGAUUGUGCAGAAUGCCCUACGGUUCUACGAAGUCAAGCAGAUCGAGUUGGACCAGUUUAUCAAAGACGCGGACACGAAUAAACGGAAGGCAGAUCGAACGAGUGUCUCGCAGGCGCUGAAACACUUCGUUCGUGACUGGGCGAGCGACGGCGAGCAUGAGCGAAAGGCUACGUUUCCAUGUAUUCUCCGAACACUGGGAACCUUAUUUCCACAGCGAGCUGCAGAGCCAGGGAAACACCAGCGGGUACUGAUCCCCGGCGCUGGGCUUGGACGGCUGGGUUACGAUAUUGCGGCCCUUGGAGGGUUCGACGUAACCAUCAACGAAUGGUCCAUGUAUAUGAAUGUCGCUUAUCGCGUCCUCGAAACGGAGGAGGACCUCUCACCCUUCACCUUCCAUCCUUUCAUUGACUCCUGGUCACAUCACGCUACUUCCGCCGACAUGCAGCGCGCUGUAUCCUUCCCCGACCGACCCCUCAACACUUCGUCCGUCGUCCUCGUCGAAGGCGACUUCACCACCGAAUUUCAGACCGGACACAGCGACUACGAUGCCAUCGUCACACACUUCUUCAUCGAUACGGCACGCAAUCUGAUGAGCUACCUCGAGACGAUCCACCGCACCUUGCGACCGGGCGGCUACUGGAUCAACUCGGGUCCGCUGCUGUACGGGAGUGGGCCGUUUGUGCAACUGUCCCUGGAUGAAAUCAUCUUGUUGUCGGAGGCAUUGGGAUUUGAGUUUAUUGAGACGAGUCCGAGGUGCGGCGAGGUCACGUUGUCAGGGAAAAAGGUGAGGUCGAUGUCGGCAAUAUAUGGGUCGAAUGAGAGGGCACUGAACAUAAAUGGAUAUAAGGUGCAGUUUUGGGUUGCGAGGAAGCGGUUAAGGAACGGAGAUCGGUGAUAGGCGAAGACACGGCCGAUUUUACCUCGAAAAAACCACUACUUCAUAUCGAGGCAAGGUAUUGGACAGUACGCACUCCUAUGGAGAUAUGUUGUAUUGUCCGUAUUCACAAUAGCCAGGAUCCUGAGAUCGAUUUCUAAAUAUGUGGUUCAGAUACCGUACUAUCCAGCGAAUACCUCUAAGUCUAUUGGUGUUUUGUCAUGCUACAGAACACCGUCCAUCCUAUUACAGCUUAAGUAAAUGUCCUGUCAGUAAAACCAAUGACUUGCGCCU
This is a messenger RNA of Eremomyces bilateralis CBS 781.70, 1770 nucleotides long. Its product is annotated as N2227-domain-containing protein. Gene Ontology annotation, molecular function: S-adenosylmethionine-dependent methyltransferase activity. The record is from RefSeq and is a predicted model, not a curated record. The coding region runs from base 13 to 1497 and encodes 494 amino acids. The transcript has 3 exons. NCBI's taxonomy places the organism in Eukaryota, Fungi, Ascomycota, Dothideomycetes, Eremomycetales, Eremomycetaceae.